Messenger RNA from Hibiscus syriacus, 2118 nucleotides. RefSeq names its product probable sulfate transporter 3.5. The coding region runs from base 37 to 1974 and encodes 645 amino acids. Gene Ontology annotation, biological process: transmembrane transport. Gene Ontology annotation, molecular function: secondary active sulfate transmembrane transporter activity. Gene Ontology annotation, cellular component: membrane. The record is from RefSeq and is a predicted model, not a curated record. Lineage: Eukaryota; Viridiplantae; Streptophyta; Magnoliopsida; Malvales; Malvaceae. The transcript is spliced from 12 exons.
CCUUAUCACACCACCACUCUCUCAUCGUUGCUAGGCAUGACGAAUCCCAUCCAGCACCAGGCGGUGAAUUUCGCGGCCCCCAGAGGGUUUGCCGCUGCCCUGAAAGCCGAUUGCAAAGAAACAUUCUUCCCCGAUGACCCCUUCCAUAAGUCGAAACAUGAAAAGCCUUUAAGCAAACUCAAGAAAACAAUCCAAUACUUCAUCCCCUUGUUUGAAUGGUUACCCAACUAUAAUCUACGUCUGUUCAGAUACGAUUUACUCGCCGGUAUCACCAUUACCGCCCUUGCAAUCCCUCAAGGCAUUAGCUACGCCAAACUCGCUAAUAUUCCUCCAAUCUACGGCCUCUAUUCGAGCUUUAUACCGCCUUUUGUUUACGCCAUUUUCGGGAGUUCAAAGCAUCUUGCAGUGGGAACAGUGGCGGCAUGUUCACUGCUUUUAUCUGAAACCAUUGGAGCCAAAGCAUCACCGAAAGAUAAUCCCACAUUGUAUCUUCACUUGAUUUUCACAUCCACUUUCUUCACCGGGGUUUUCCAGACUGCUUUAGGCUUUCUGAGGCUGGGAAUUUUGGUUGAUUUCUUAUCACAUUCUACCAUCACUGGUUUCAUGGGAGGGACGGCUAUAAUAAUCUGCCUCCAACAACUGAAAGGCAUAUUUGGUGUAAAACAUUUCACCACUCACACCGAUGUUGUGUCCGUUCUUCAAGCAGUUUUUCGUCACAGGGACGAGUGGAGGUGGCAAAGUGCUGUGGUUGGUAUCAUCUUCCUUGUUUUCCUCCAAUUCACUCGAUACGUGAGACAAAAAAGGCCAACACUAUUUUGGGUGUCAGCUAUUGGUCCAAUGGUGGUUGUCGUGGUUGGUUGUCUUUUUGCAUUUUUUGCCCAUGCAGAGAAACAUGGAAUCGACAUCGUUGGUGACUUGAAGAAGGGAUUGAAUCCUCCCUCAAUUCAAUAUCUGAACUUCGAUCGCCAAUACCUUCCCGUAACUGUGCGUGCCGGUAUUGUCACUGGUCUUAUUGCAAUGACUGAAGGGAUAGCAAUAGGACGAAGCUUUGCCAUAAUGAAAAAUGAACAAACUGAUGGGAACAAGGAAAUGAUAGCCUUUGGUUUCAUGAACAUUAUUGGAUCUUUCACUUCAUGCUACUUGACAACGGGGCCGUUCUCGAAAACAGCAGUGAAUUUCAAAGCCGGGUGCAGGACGGCAAUGUCAAAUGUCAUAAUGGGGCUUUGCAUGAUGCUGACACUCCUUUUCUUGGCUCCUCUCUUCAGUUACACUCCUCUCGUUGCUCUAUCCGCCAUUAUCAUGUCUGCAAUGCUUGGACUGAUCAAUUACAAGGAGAUGAUUCACCUCUUGAAAGUAGAUAAAUUCGACUUCGUCAUCUGCAUGGCUGCUUUCCUAGGUGUCAGCUUCAUUAGCAUGGAUAUCGGCCUCAUGCUUUCCGUGGGACUUGCGUUACUCAGAGCACUAUUGUAUGUGGCAAGGCCUGCUGCUUGUAAGCUUGGAAAAAUCCCAAACUCCAGCUUAUAUCGUGACACACAACAGUACCAUGGCUCAACUCCAAUACCAGGAAUCCUUGUUCUUCAACUUGGUUCCCCUAUUUAUUUUGCAAACUCCACCUACAUAAGAGAAAGGGUUAUGAGGUACAUACAGGAGGAACAGGGUGAUUCAGAUUCUAAAACAGAUGUGAUAGAGCAUCUUUUAUUAGAUUUGUCAGGGGUUUCAUCCAUUGACAUGACGGGUAUCGAAACGUUUGUCGAGUUACGUAGAAUUCUGGGCUCAAAGGGUAUCAAGUUAAUAAUUGUGAACCCCAGGCUUGAAGUUAUGGAGAAACUGACGUUGGCGAAAUUCACAGACGCCAUUGGGAAGGAAUCCUUCUACUUGUCUAUUGAAGAUGCAGUCCAAAGUUGUCGGUUUUCACUCCUUUCUAACAAAACGACCAUGGAAGAAUCCUCAAACGGCGCCCAAACUAUUGUUUAAAAGACAAGGCUGGCUUAUAUGGAAGACCAAGUAGUUGUUAUUGUGUAAAAGGAUGAGCAACAUGAGAUAAUAGUUAUGUUGGAAAAAUAUUAUAGAUUUUGUAUCCUUCCGUCUACUCAGCUUGUAAUUCAAUCGUAUUUUAUA